UCUGUCUCCGUGGCCAUACAUCUGCCCAUAACCAGGACAUAUGCUGCACCAGGACCCACCUGGCCACGCUGUCACUACUCCAGUCUGCAUCGCACGCCUGUCUCUGACGCUGUCCCGUCAGCACUGCCUGGGCAUGCUCUCCCGGAUGCUGUUCUCCCACAGACCAAGUGGUAUCGGCUGGCGGCGUUGGGCUUCGCCUCCCUGGAAAUGUUUGAGCAAGUCAGCCUCAUGACCCUGGACAGUUUGCAGAAAUGUGGACUGCCAAGAGCAUCUCACUGCAGGAAGACGUCCAGUGACUACAUCGCGGCCAUCUUGGAGCUCAGCUCCCUGGUGGUACGGCGCCAGCACCGCCUGCUUCUGCACUGCGACCUCCUGUACCACCUGGUGCCUGACGGGUGGCGCUUCCGGCGCGCCUGCGAUACCGUGCACCGCUUCACGGCUGCUGUGGUGCAGCAGCGCCGCCAGGCCCUGAGCCACCUGGGCAGGGAGGCCUGGCUCAAAUCCAAGCAGGGCAAGACAGUGGACUUCAUUGACGUCCUGCUGCUGGCCAAGGAUGAGGACGGCCAGGAGCUGUCUGACGAGGACAUUGCAGCCGAGACAGACACCUUCAUGUUUGAGGGCCAUGACACCACAGCCAGUGGCCUCUCCUGGGUACUGUAUAACCUGGCGCGUCACCCCAGUUACCAGGAGCGCUGCCGAGAGGAGAUCAAGGACUUACUGCAGUACAAGGAGUUGGAGGAGAUUGAAUGGGAGGACCUGUCCCAAAUGCCCUUCUGCACCAUGUGCAUCAAGGAGAGUCUGCGCCUGCACCCACCCGUCACUGCCGUGUCCCGGCGCUGCACCGAGGACAUCAAAAUGCAUGACGGACGCAUCCUCCCCAAAGGGAACAUCUGUCUCAUCAGUAUCUAUGGGACACAUCACAACCCUGCUGUCUGGCCGGAGCCCCAGGUUUAUAACCCACUCCGCUUCGACCCAGAGAACUCCCAGAACCGGCCCCCUCUGGCCUUCAUGCCCUUCUCUGCUGGACCCAGGAACUGCAUCGGGCAGAACUUUGCUAUGGCAGAGAUGAAGGUGGUGCUGGCGCUGACGCUGCUGCGCUUCGCCGUGCGGCUGGAUGAGAGCAGGCCCGUGCAACGCAAACCCGAGCUGAUCCUGCGCAGCGAGAACGGGCUGUGGCUGCAUCUGGAGCAGCCAGGCCCAGCCAUGAGAGCCAGUCCCCCGCACCAUGCUCCUAAGGCCCACGCAGCUCCCAGUUCAUAGGGGUGGGGAAUACAGCCUUCUCGGGCCUGCCAAGCUGAGGACCAGGUGGGGGUCCUGGUGGCCUCAGGGGUUAGCAGACACCUGGUAAUCAGCCUUCUUCUCUCUCUUACGACAGGGGCCCUGUGGGUCUGGGCAUGGGGCUCCCAAGGUGCUGCAGGCUCCUUUCAGACACCAGCUGCAGAGCCUUUCCCCUGCCUCUGAGAGCAAGGGCCAAAAGUGCCUUUUCUCAGCCACAUCACAGUAGAAAUGGAACCCUGGCAUCCCGGCUCCCAAAUCUGCCCAUGCACAGCCCAGGCAGCCCCCUGGCCAGGUGCCCAGCAGCUCAGACACUAUCCUAGGAGUUAGGAGACCCAUGUUCAAUUCCCUGCUCUGCCACAGGACCUUGCAUGGCCUUGGGCAUAAGAACGGCCAUACUGGGGCAGACGAAAGGUCCAUCUAGCCCAGUAUCCUGUCUGCCAACAGGGGUCAGUGCCAGAUGCCCCAGAGGGAGGGAACACAGCAGGUAAUCCCCACGUGAUCCCUCCCCUGUUACUCAUUUCCAGACAAAUGGGCAAGUCACUCAGCCUCUGGGCCUCAGCUCCCCUUGCGGCCCUCUGCGCCCAAGAGUGAAGGUAAAUGCACUCGGGAGGUGAAGUGGUGGAGGAACCAAGAACACAUGCUGAGGGCUCUGAAGUGAAUCAGUGCCUCCCUGCCCCAUGCCCUGAUGUUGCUGCUUUGAGGCUGCCUGGAGCUGAGGGUCUGGUCUGGUCUGUUUCUAACACCAUCCCCAAAGGGUAGGCAUCUCCCUUCCCGGCACCUCCUCCUCACUCCUGCACUCAGCAAUCCACCUACCUUGCCCCAGGCCUGGGGCAUGAC
This is a messenger RNA of Pelodiscus sinensis (Chinese soft-shelled turtle), 2115 nucleotides long. The record is from RefSeq and is a predicted model, not a curated record. NCBI's taxonomy places the organism in Eukaryota, Metazoa, Chordata, Testudines, Trionychidae.